Messenger RNA from Mollisia scopiformis, 1988 nucleotides. RefSeq names its product eukaryotic translation initiation factor 2 subunit gamma. The transcript has 2 exons. Gene Ontology annotation, biological process: formation of translation preinitiation complex; positive regulation of translational fidelity. Gene Ontology annotation, cellular component: eukaryotic translation initiation factor 2 complex; cytosol. The record is from RefSeq and is a predicted model, not a curated record. NCBI's taxonomy places the organism in Eukaryota, Fungi, Ascomycota, Leotiomycetes, Helotiales, Mollisiaceae. Bases 136 to 1686 code for a protein of 516 amino acids. Gene Ontology annotation, molecular function: tRNA binding; GTP binding; GTPase activity.
GAUAAAUUUCACAACAUCGAUAUCAAGCCGCCACCAGAACUUCACCUCUGACUACAUAGUUUGAUACCAAGAGCCGAUAUUUCAGUGACUUCUGCAAUAUUCAGCACUUCUCGAGAGAACAGCGAUUCCGACACAAUGACGGCGAACGGCGAUAGGUACGGCAACGACCAGGACUCUGGGUCUGACUCCGAGCCUGGCUCUCCAGGUCUCGAGGCACAAAAUGAUUUCGAUGACCAUGUGGAGGAGCUUCCUCUCAAAUCUGCGAUGAAGAAGAGCACACAUAAAGAACCCGCACAAGUCAUAAUACGCCCAACUCUACCUCCGCAAACAGAACCCAAAGACCUCGAUGUCAAGUCUUUGACUCCUCUCACCCCAGAGAUCAUUGCGCGACAGGCAACAAUCAAUAUUGGAACCAUUGGACAUGUGGCGCACGGAAAGUCAACAGUGGUAAAGGCCAUCUCAGGUGUACAGACAGUUCGAUUUAAAAAUGAGUUGGAGCGAAACAUCACAAUCAAGCUUGGUUAUGCCAACGCAAAGAUCUACAAGUGCGAUAAUGAGGAGUGUCCAAGACCAGGAUGUUUUAGGAGCUACAAGAGUGAGAAGGAGGUCGACCCACCGUGUGAGCGCGAUGGAUGCUCUGGUACCUAUAGACUGCUCAGACAUGUCUCCUUCGUUGAUUGCCCCGGUCACGACAUUCUCAUGAGCACUAUGUUGUCAGGUGCUGCAGUCAUGGACGCUGCCCUGCUCCUCAUCGCCGGUAACGAAACCUGCCCACAACCACAAACCUCAGAGCAUCUUGCAGCUAUCGAGAUCAUGAAACUGGACAAGAUCAUCAUUCUCCAGAAUAAGGUCGAUUUGAUGAGGGAAGAAGGUGCCAGCGCUCACUACGCAGACAUUCUAAAGUUCAUUCGAGGAACUGUUGCUGGAGGCGCGCCAAUCAUUCCGAUUUCUGCCCAAUUGAAGUUCAAUAUCGAUGCCGUUAAUGAAGCGAUUGUCAAUACUAUUCCUGUGCCACCAAGAGAUUUCACGAUGGAUCCCCAAAUGAUCGUUAUUCGAUCAUUCGACGUUAACAAACCAGGUGCUGAGAUUGAGGAGUUGAAGGGAGGUGUAGCUGGUGGCAGUAUCUUGCACGGGGUGGUGAAGCUUGGGGACGAGAUUGAGAUUCGACCUGGUAUUGUCACGAGAGAUGAGAAGGGAGCAAUCAAGUGCACACCAAUUUUCAGCAGAAUCGUCACACUGAACUCGGAAAACAACGAGCUCAAGUACGCUGUUCCUGGAGGACUGAUCGGUGUUGGAACCAGAAUUGAUCCUACACUAUGCCGUGCUGAUCGUUUGGUCGGUUUCGUCUUGGGGCUGAAGGGUCGUCUGCCUGAUAUCUACAUCGAAAUCGAGGUCAACUACUACCUUCUUCGACGAUUGUUGGGUGUUAAGACUGCGGACGGAAAGCAAGCCAAGGUUGCUAAGUUGGCGAAGAACGAAGUUUUGAUGGUGAAUAUUGGGUCGACAGCUACUGGAGCUAAGGUUGUUGCCGUGAAGCAAGAUGCCGCGAAAUUGAUCCUUACCAGUCCGGCUUGCACGAACGUUGGAGAGAAGGUUGCGCUCAGUCGACGUAUCGAGAAGCAUUGGCGACUAAUAGGUUGGGCUACGAUUGCCAAUGGUGUUACGCUGGAUCCUAGCACUUCAUAGAUGGAUGUAUGUUCGUUGUUUAUGGUCUGCAUAUGGGGAGUUGAUAGAAUUGGGCGAAAAAGUUAAGCUCAAUUGGUUGGCACUUACUUGACAUAAAUCAAGAUCUGCACAGCAUGGUUGUCCUUUAUGUAUGAGAGAAAAUGUGAAGAUUUCAUCAAAGUUCGGCGUUCAUGAUAUUGGCUGCUGUGGAUAUGACUAAAUUAAUUGGCUGGAUGCCUUGGUGAUUAAAUACGGCUAGUUUCGUCUUCGACUUCUGAAGAUCUGAUUGCUAGAGACUCAGAGAGGUACUUAAGUUAAGAAUU